GCACUUGCGAGGGUGGUGGGACUGAGAGCAGAGCCUCCCCCGACAAUCUUAACCUCUGACGUUUGAUGUUUUAAACUGGUAUUCACAAGCCUUGCACAUCACUGUUUAGGAUGCUAUCCUUGUGCAUCCCACCCAAAGAAUACAUUCACUAAUGGGUCAGAAUUUGUGCCAGCAUAAUGCUCUAGUAAGACUUCAGCCAUAAAUGCAAAUAUGGAAUUUAAAUCUUAUAUCACAUUGGCAGGUAGAAACGAAGACUUGGGAGAGAUGCUACAUCGCUGGAUGUUGCUAAUAUUUGUUUGAUUUAUACUCCUUCCUCAUAAAAGCUCAAGCAGGCUAAUCUUACAGUAAAAGUUUAGUUCAAUUCACAACGUACUUAGAACCCUUAAAAUCACAAAUUUACAAAUCAAGCUGCCAGCUGAGCACAUCCUGUUAUAUCAAUGUUCUGAUUGUCCUGGCAUUUACUUUAUAUCAUAUCUCUAUUAACUACCAGUAUAUAAUGUAAUAGUUAAAAUUGUUAGAUAAUUGGAGGUGGCCAGAUGAACUCUCAUUUCAUACUUAGACAAUGCAUUUAUCUCCUGCCCUCAAACCUCCCUUUGCCCUUUAGCAAAGUAGAAAAAAUUGCUUUGCAAAGGUGGUUAACUUUUUCUGAGAAAUAUAAAUGGAGUAUACCACUGGGAAACACCUGAAUACUAUGGCUCUACAGUCUAAAUGCAGGCUACCUGGGAAUUAUAGAUAGGUGGGCGAGUUCAGUAGAUGUUGAUCCAUCAUUUUGUUGACAGUUCCUGACCUUUCACCAAGAUAACAUUCCAGAGUCUUUUAUGCACCUUGAAAAUGUAAUCUUAUAACUUUUCAUCAGCAGUUCCAAGGAAGAACAGAGCCUGGAUAUUUAGCUGAGCUACAGCAAGGAAAAGCAAAGCUUAAAAUACAUGGUUUCUUUUUGGACUACAUCUAGAUAUCCCUAGCCAGAAUUCAGAAGAUCAUAGUCCAACCAGUAAUUGUUCAAAGUUUUCUCUACUGUAUCUCAACCAAACUUUCAUGCUUCAUUUGUCUCUGGAUUAUGGGCGUUGUAGUCCAAAAAAAUAAUUUCCCCAAGAUUUGGUUGAUAUCCCUUUCCUUUCUCUUUAGAGACUGUUGGUUGUUUCUACUGAUACCUGCUGGACCAAAGUUUGCAUCAAGAUGACAGUUCUAUCUCUUAUGAAGUAUUUGAUGUUUGUGUUCAAUGGACUAGUGUUUGUUGCGGGCAUCACUCUCCUGUGUGUGGGCAUUUGGGUGAUCGCUGAUCCCGAAGGAGUCCGGAAUGUCAUCUCUAGCCCAUACCUCAGUGCAGGGGUUUUCCUUGUCAUCUUUGUAGGUGUGGCACUUUCAUUCCUUGGUUUCUUGGGCUGUUAUGGAGCCAUCGCUCGAAACAGGAAAGUGUUGUUGCUUUUCUUUCUGCUGAUACUACUUGUAUUCACUAUGGAAAUUGUAGCUGCUAUACUCAUUCACAUCCAUGGACAAAAGAUCCAAGAUGAUUUUUUGCUGAUUCAGCUAAAGCAGAAUUACCAAGGAGAUAACAGCUCUGAUGUGUUCUCCAGAACUUGGAACACCUUAAUGAUCAUGUUUGCAUGUUGUGGCAUUUCAGGACCUGAUGAUUUUCAGGAGUGUUCCUCUUUCCGGGAGAAGCAGCCGGGUGACUUGUGGCCUCACGCCUGCUGCACUCAUGCCAGUUUCAAAAAGAAGACUCAGCCUCUCGACUUGAAACACUGCAAACAACGAGAUCCUACAUUUAUCAAUAGUCAGGGCUGUUUCUCCACAAUUGCCAGGAUAUUGAAGAAAUAUGUCUCCAUUACUGAAGGCUGUUGUUUUGGAGUCAUAGCCAUUGAGGUGUUUGCCAUGUUCUUUUCAUGUUGCCUCUACCGCUACUUUGACUGAAAACACUUGCUUGGCUCUGAGGAAACAGAUUAUAUGGCAAAUUAAUUACCUGUGGACACAGCAUUGAAUUGUUCAAACCAGAAAUAUUAGCCUCCAAACCAAGGCUGGGCAGCUGCACCAGGGAUGGUAGCCAGUUUUCACCAUUGUGUCCCCGCCUACCAAAAGCUGUGCCAGUUUUCCUUAAGCUUUGUUACUUCUAGGUUUGAUUUAACGUUAUUUUCAGCUGACAUUCAGACAGUUUUCUUCAACUGGGGAAUUAAUAAAGCCAAACCAUUA
This is a messenger RNA of Anolis carolinensis (green anole), 2187 nucleotides long. RefSeq names its product tetraspanin-18. The record is from RefSeq and is a predicted model, not a curated record. The coding region runs from base 1177 to 1911 and encodes 244 amino acids. NCBI's taxonomy places the organism in Eukaryota, Metazoa, Chordata, Lepidosauria, Squamata, Anolidae. Gene Ontology annotation, cellular component: plasma membrane. The transcript has 7 exons.